Messenger RNA from Neoarthrinium moseri, 495 nucleotides. RefSeq lists its product as uncharacterized. The transcript has a single exon. Lineage: Eukaryota; Fungi; Ascomycota; Sordariomycetes; Amphisphaeriales; Apiosporaceae. The record is from RefSeq and is a predicted model, not a curated record. Bases 1 to 495 code for a protein of 164 amino acids.
AUGGCGCAGUUCCCGCCGCCGUCCAGCGAUCCGCCCAAGAAGGAGAUGGUGUACUUCCCGGGGAUGCUGACGGCGCUGCCGUCGCAGUCGGCCGAGUUCCGGCGCGUGCUGCACACGGGGCUGUACUCGCAGCUGGUGCUGAUGACGAUCCCCGUGGGCGGCGACAUCGGCGACGAGACGCACACGGUGGACCAGAUCCUGACCUUCACGUCGGGCACGGCGCUGGCGCAGGUCGGCGGGCGCGAGCAGCACGUCAAGGCCGGCGACCUCGUCGUCGUGCCCGCCGGCACCCGCCACCAGUUCAUCAACACCGGGCCCACCCCGCUGCUGCUGUACACCGUCUACAGCCCCGCCGAGCACAAGCCGACCACGGUCCACAGGACCAAGGAGGAAGGCGACAAGGAGGAGGAGGAGGGCAUCGACGAGGCGCCUGAGUGGGCGCACAGGAGCAAGCAGCAGAAUGAGAAGGAAGGCUGGGUCAAGGCGGAAGAGUGA